This is a messenger RNA of Strongylus vulgaris, 886 nucleotides long. The record is from the annotation of a GenBank genome assembly. Lineage: Eukaryota; Metazoa; Nematoda; Chromadorea; Rhabditida; Strongylidae.
GACCAUACGAAACCUAUGAAGGGAGCCCAGUGUCUAAGGGUAUUCUGCAAUUUGACAUGUGGGGUGUUACGCCCACUGAUCAAUGCGAGUGGGAUACACUUCGAGAGAAGAUCAAGAAACAUGGUGUCCGCAACAGUCUUCUUGUGGCACCGAUGCCAACAGCUUCUACGGCGCAAAUUCUUGGCAAUAAUGAAUCUAUUGAGCCUUACACUUUCAACAUCUACAGUCGUAGAGUACUGUCUGGCGACUUCCAAAUUGUUAACCCACAUUUGCUGAAAGACUUAGUCGAGUUGAACUUGUGGGAUGAGGAUAUGAAGAAUCAGCUGAUUGCCAAUCAUGGAUCUAUUGCGAAAAUACCUGGAAUUCCCGAUGACAUCAAACGUUUAUAUCAAACCGUAUGGGAGCUUCCACAAAAGGAUAUCAUAGAAAUGGCUGCUGAUCGGUCAAUACUUAUCUUUCAUUGCAAUUAUCAAUAUGUUCUGCAAGUUAGUAAUGGUAAUCAUUGUAGUGGAGCAUUCAUCGAUCAGUCCCAGUCCUUAAAUAUCCACAUUGCUCGUCCUAGCUACGCUAACAUCACAUCGAUGCACUUCUAUGGAUGGAAGAAGGGACUCAAAACUGGAAUGUACUACCUACGUACCAAGCCAGCUGUCAAUGCAGUACAGUUUACCGUUGAUAAACAGGCGCUAAAAGCCAAGGAGGAGAAGGACUCGGUAAGUUAUAAUUUGGAACCUCCUUUGCUAGACGAAGUUCAAAGUGCUGCUCGUCAAAUGGCCUCCAUGACUGUUGACGAAGGUUGUCUUAUGUGCUCCGUUGCUUUAUGGGCGUGCACUCUACAUCUCAGUUCUUUCCCCCUCAACAUGACUCUCUACAUACCUUUACCAUAACG